AUGAGUGCAGUACUCUUAAACUCAGUCAUGGAACCCGAAGUUUCUCACCUAGUGUCAUGCAUCUUCCUCUUCCUCCUCAUUCCUCUCUUGCCCCCUUCAAAUUCAUCAUCUUUUCAGUUUGUGAAGCAAUUCACUGGUUCUAAGAAGGGUGACAAUGUAAGAGGACUCCAAGAAAUCAGAAAUUAUCUUCAGAAGUAUGGUUAUCUAAGUUAUUCCUACUCUAAAAAUCCCAAUUAUUUUGAUGAUACAUUAGAGUCUGCUGUCAAAGCAUACCAACUCAAUUACCAUCUUAAUGUCAGUGGAACCAUAGAUACUAAUACACUGUCACUCAUGGGAACGCCUCGGUGUGGGAUGCCGGAUAUAGUCAGUGGCACCCCGCACCAACUCCAUGAACUUUCUUCUUAUUAUGUGUAAAGGUACACCAAAUAGUCCAAGUUCAACCUCUCCUGGGCACUUCAACCCAGCACUUCCCACGAUGUUCAAGGCCGUAUUGCACAAGCAUUUAGCAAAUGGGCUUCUGUUUCACACUUCAAUUUUUCAAAGGGUAAAGAGUUUACACAUGCUGACCUGCAGAUCAGUUUCCUACACCGUGAUCAUGGAGAUAAUAGCUCGUUUGACGGCCCUGGAGGAGUCCUAGCCCACGUGAACAUGCCACCAAAUGGGAAGCUUUACUUUGAUGCAGAGCAUUGGGCGGUUGGUGCAGUUCCGGGAGCUGUCGACAUAGGCACUGUUGGGUUGCAUGAAAUAGGACACCUUCUUGGACUUGGGCAUAGCACAGUUGCUGAAGCUAUCACUCCCCCUCCCGGACGAAGCUUGGCCGAGAUGAGGAGGGAGUUCUCUACUCUUCAAAAAGCCAACAAGAGUUUACAAUCAAAGAUGAAAAAGUUGGAGGACCAAGCUGAGGUUACAAUCAAAGCCCAAACUGACGCCGAAGAGAAGGCUGAAUCUGCCGAAGCCAUCAGAAAGUUUUCUGAGUCCUAA
Molecule: messenger RNA, 981 nt
Organism: Camellia sinensis
Lineage: Eukaryota; Viridiplantae; Streptophyta; Magnoliopsida; Ericales; Theaceae
Source: RefSeq, a predicted model, not a curated record